Molecule: messenger RNA, 8134 nt
Organism: Larimichthys crocea (large yellow croaker)
Lineage: Eukaryota; Metazoa; Chordata; Actinopteri; Sciaenidae
Gene: col22a1
Product: collagen, type XXII, alpha 1
Exons: 65
Coding region: 325-5193 (1622 amino acids)
Cellular component (GO): extracellular matrix
Source: RefSeq, a predicted model, not a curated record
UUUCGCCCCUUGCAGUUCCCUCCCACUCUGUCCACCCAUCCACAAGGUUUCUGAAGCUCAUCUCACCUCACUUUUUAACAACACUGUACACUGGAUUGUCACCCUGGAUUGUAUAAUCAUCUCAUCUUGAUCUUCUGGCACCUGCAGGGGAGAUAUUUUGGAUUAUUAUCACCUGAUAAUGAUGCUUCCCCGGUGCUGAUUCAGGCUGUGAGUACAGGAGGCAGAGAGACAGACACCUCAGUAACACUGAUUGAGUGACAGGCCAGAUUGAACAGCUUGAUGGUGGUAAUAAGAUAAACAAAAUAAACCCAAACCAAGGCCGAGAUGGAAUUACGACUGGGAUUUAGGAUCACCCUGGUCUUGGUCAUCCUGGCCUUGACUCUUUCCAUCGAGAAAGUGGAAGCACAAAGAGCAGGAUGUAAAAAUGUCCACUAUGACUUGGCGUUUAUCCUGGAUACCUCAUCCAGUGUUGGAAAAGAGAAUUUUGAGAAGAUCAGACAAUGGGUGGCAAACCUUGUAGAGUCUUUUGAUGUGGCGCCUGACAAGACAAGAGUCGCCGUGGUUCGCUACAGUGACAGACCCACCAUUGAGUUCAACCUGGGUAGACACAGGACCCUGGAGGAUGUGAAGCGAGCUGCCCGUAACAUACGCUACCUGGGGGGAAAUACAAUGACUGGGGAUGCUAUCAGCUACACCACCACCAACAUCUUCACAGAGCGGAAUGGAGCGAGGCCCACAGCCAGAGGCAUUCAGAGGGUAGCUAUCCUUCUUACAGAUGGCCGAAGCCAGGAUUAUGUUCUGGAGCCCUCUAAGGCAGCUGCUAAAGCUGGCAUCAGGAUGUUUGCUGUGGGCAUCGGGGAGGCUCUGAAGGUGGAGUUGGAGGAGAUCGCGGCUGAGCCAAAGAAUGCCCACGUCUUCCACGUCACAGAUUUCAAUGCCAUUGACAAGAUCAGAGGCAGGCUGAGGAGGAGGCUGUGCGAGAAUGUCCUGUGUCCAAACAUGAAGGUUCAACCUGAUCGGUUCAAGCCCAACAGCACCAGUUAUGGUCUUGAAGAGGUUCCAGGGUUCGACCUAAUGGAGUACUUCAACGUGAGAGAUAUUUUAGGAACCAGAGAUGAUGAUGGACAAAGUUCUUACGUUCGCCUUGGCACCAUGCCCAUUGUACAGCAAACAGAAGACGUGUUUCCUCAAGGCCUCCCCGAUGAAUAUGCCUUUGUGACGACAUUCAAAUUCAGGAAAACCUCAAGACGUGAAGAUUGGUACCUCUGGCAGGUUUUUGACAAAUAUGGAAUCCCACAGGUGUCCAUUCGGCUGGACGGUGAGAACAAGGCGGUGGAGUACAAUGCUGUCGGGCUGACAAAGGAUGCUGUCAGAGCUGUGUUCAAGAAUCCUGAAGUUGACAACCUGUUUGACCGCAGCUGGCACAAGAUUGGCCUCAGCGUGGAGGCCAAGUCUGUAUCUCUGUACCUGGACUGCAAACAUAUCCAGACUCUGCCCAUUGAAGACAGGGAGGACAUUGAUAUCCAGGGGAAGACAGUGAUUGGCAAGAGGCUGUAUGAUAGUGUGCCAAUUGAUUUUGACCUCCAGAGGAUGAUGAUUUACUGUGAUUCCAAGCACGCAGAGCUGGAAACCUGCUGUGAUCUACCCAACGGACCUUGCCCGAAGAAAGUUGUUACAGAGGCCCCACCUGUGGAGAUCCCAACUCCAACGCCAACUGUUGCGGAGCAGCAAAUAGGCCCUCAAGUGAACUGCUCCUGUCCCAGCGGAGAGAAGGGAGAGAUCGGCGCUGCUGGUGUUGCAGGACCUAAGGGUGAUAAGGGUGACACUGGCUCUAAGGGUGCCGUCGGACUGCCUGGACUCAGAGGAGAAAAAGGAGAAACUGGCAAAGUAAUCUCUGUCAGAGGUGACAGAGGUGCCAAGGGUGAUACAGGCAGCAUAGGGUUGACAGGUCCUCCUGGACAAAGAGGAGAGAAGGGACUUGGUGGUGUGCCAGGUAUUGAUGGCUUACCCGGAGACAAAGGAGACAAAGGUGAAUCAGGAGCAGCUGGUAAUCCAGGGCUGCCAGGCACAGCUGGACUAAAGGGGAUUCAAGGGGAAGCAGGAAUUCCUGGCUUGCCAGGACCAAAAGGCGUCAUUGGUGAAUCAGGUAGAAAAGGCGAAAAAGGAACUGAUGGAGCCAAGGGCGAGGAAGGUUCCUCUGGAUUACCUGGGAAACCUGGUCUUUCGGGGAAAGAUGGUUUGAGAGGAAUGGCUGGUGCACCUGGUCCCAGCGGAGUUAAAGGCACCAAGGGGGAGAGAGGUCUUCCUGGAUUACCUGGAGAUGUGUUUCAAAAAGACGGCUUGCAAGGUGAAAAGGGAGAAGGUGGACCUCCUGGGCCUCCAGGGCCUGAAGGCCCCCCAGGCCCUCCUGGUCCUCAGGGUCUGCAAGGUCUACCAGGGGAGCCCGGAGAGUUCGGCCAGAGGGGAAAGAAAGGUGAAAGUGGAUUGCCUGGAGUCGACGGCCUUCCUGGACCCCCUGGUCCUCAGGGUCCACCUGGGUCACCAGGAAACCAAGGACACACCGGACCUCCUGGUCUACCUGGUGAAAUUGGAUUUUCAGGAAAACCUGGAGAGCCUGGAAAGCCUGGUAUUCCUGGUAAAGACGGUCUGGACGGUCUUCCUGGAAAUGACGGUGCCAUGGGGCCCAGAGGAGAGCGAGGAGCAGAUGGUUUCCCUGGCAAGGUUGGAAUUAAGGGUGACGAAGGGCCUCCCGGACCAAGAGGACCUCCAGGGGAUAGAGGAGAAGCUGGUUCCCCUGGACAACCAGGUGCUGGUGGAGUAAGAGGAGACAGAGGUGCUCAGGGAGACAGAGGAAAGGAGGGACCAAUUGGGCCAAAAGGCGAUAAGGGCGACAAGGGUGAAGUGGGAGCUAGGGGACUGCCCGGCGCUCCAGGAGAUGUGGCAAACGUCAUCAAUGAGCCUGGUGAACCUGGGAAACCUGGAGAGAAAGGAGAGAAGGGGGAACAAGGGAAACCAGGAGAGAUGGGUCAAAGAGGGUUACCUGGUGAGCAAGGCUUUAAGGGACCAGCAGGACCAGUGGGUCCAAAAGGUGAAACUGGACUUACAGGAGAGACAGGACGUGUUGGAGACCCUGGUCCACCUGGCGUAGCUGGUCCUCCAGGUCCUCGUGGAUUACCAGGGAAUGUGGGCAUACCAGGGAUCAUUGGGCCUCCUGGUCCAGCUGGACAGAGAGGAGACAAGGGUGAAGCGGGUAAACCAGGACAAGCAGGUCCCCACGGCCCACCUGGAGAGUCUGGUUUGACUGGACCUCCUGGACCACCAGGGAAGGGAAAAGACGGACAAACUGGAGAUCCAGGACCACAGGGAAUUCAAGGACCCCCAGGGCUAAAGGGCCAACCAGGAUCACGAGGAGAACCUGGAUUACCAGGGGACAGGGGUCACGCGGGAGAAGGCAAAAUGGGACCACCGGGGCCUCCAGGGAAAAAUGGUGAACCUGGAUCUGCGGGUUUGAGAGGUCCACCAGGUGUCGCUGGUCCUCAGGGCCCAGCAGGACACAAUGGUUUACCAGGAAGGCCGGGAGAGAAGGGAUCACAAGGAGAACCUGGAAAGGCAGCAGACCUCUCUGACCUAGAUCUGAAGGAUGUUUGCUCAGACUGCCCUGCAGGUCCACCUGGACCACCAGGUCUUCCAGGAAUCCCAGGAGACAAAGGACAUCAGGGACCUCCAGGGAAAGAGGGACAAGAUGGUUACCAAGGCCCGCCGGGACCUGCCGGACCUCAAGGGCCCCCUGGAGCUGACGGUGGAAAGGGUGUUAAAGGUGAUCGAGGACCUGCCGGAGGCCCUGGAGACAAAGGAGACAAGGGUCACCCAGGACCUCCUGGCCAUCCAGGUACAGCUGGCCUGAUGGGUACACCUGGUAACGAUGGACAGCCUGGCCCUCCCGGCCCUCCAGGUCCCUCUGGAGAAAAGGGCAAAGAGGGUCUCAAAGGAAUCCAGGGACCACCGGGUCUUCCUGGCUUGAUUGGUCAGCCUGGAAAAAUGGGAAAAGAUGGCAGACCGGGGGAAACAGGAGAAUCUGGAAAGCAAGGUGAACCUGGACCACCAGGAAACCCUGGGCUCAGGGGACUCCCGGGCUUUAAGGGCCACAGAGGAGAACCUGGACCACCAGGACCUAAGGGAGAAGAUGGAAAAGCUGGAUCAUCUGGGCAUGACGGCAAACCUGGGAAGGAAGGCUCUAUGGGACCUCCAGGCCGAGAAGGACUUAGUGGACCAAGAGGAGAGCCGGGCAAGCAAGGUGAACCUGGGCCAUCAGGAAAAGCAGGUCUCCCUGGAACUCCAGGCACUAGGGGAGACAAGGGAGAACCCGGCAGCCCAGGAUUACCAGGCUUUAGUGGGCCUAAAGGCCCCGCGGGUCCACCUGGUCCAGUUGGCCCAGAGGGCAAACAGGGGAUGCCAGGCAGGGCUGGCGAUCGAGGCAACAGAGGAGAUAAGGGAGACCCAGGUGUUAAGGGAGAUAAAGGACAAACAGGAGAAUCAGGUAUUCCUGGAAACCCCGGACCCCCAGGUAGAAAGGGCCACACAGGGAUGAUGGGUAUGUCCGGACCACCAGGAGAAAUAGGACCUCCUGGGCCACAAGGAUCUUCAGGAAACCCCGGUCUCCCAGGCCAAAGGGGAGAGUCAGUAUCACUGGAGCAGAUGAGGCGGCUCAUCCAGGAGGAGCUGGCAAAACAAUUAGAUGCCAAAAUGGCUUACCUCAUGGCUCAGUUCCAACCAGCCCAUGUGAAAAGUACAGCCGGCCGUCCAGGACCUCCAGGCCCUCCGGGUAAGGAGGGUAAUAGUGGACGACCUGGACCCCCCGGAGAGCCUGGUAUGCCUGGACAAAACGGUGGUGAAGGACCCAGGGGACCCAUGGGCCCUAAAGGUGAGAAAGGAACCAAAGGAGAAAAGGGAGAUACUGGUAUCGGUGAAAGAGGAGAGCAUGGACCUCCUGGCCCAAUAGGUCCAGCCGGUAUGCCCGGCUACGGCAAAGAUGGAAGCCCAGGACAAGCCGGUGCUCAGGGAGAGCCAGGAAACCCCGGCCCCCAUGGCCAGCCAGGACCUCCAGGUCCUCCUGGCCAAUGUGACCCCAGCCAGUGCGCAUACUACGCCAGCCUGGCGCAAAGACCCCACACCAAAAAUGUCAAGGGGACUUAAGAAAGAAGAGACACAAAGAGCUUGAAGUCCAGCUGUAUUUAUGAACUUGGUCGUGUCAGUCUGAAUCAAGAACUUUUCUUUUUCAAGAUAACCUCAGUAUGGAGGGCUGAAGCAAUAUGUGCUGCCGGUCAGAUUACUUUGUUUUGUUUGUUUUCGGUAUGAAGCUUGGGAUGGAUGGGGGUAAAGCAUCGAGGGACUAUUUCAGAUUUAAUAUGGGGUAAAGAGGGCAGCUAAACAGUAUUUUUUUUUUCUCCUCACUUGCAUGCUUCCUGUAAAAUAUAUAGGGAGAUAACAAGGAUGAUGCAAUUCCCUCCUCUUAAACCCCCCAUCAGGAGUGAAGAUUUGUAGAUAUUGUAUCAUUUCACCAGUAAUUAUCUCAAAAGUUCAGGCAUUUUCUUGCAGGAAUAUGGCUUUUUUUUUUCUUUUUUUAGCCUCACACCAUUUUGUAUCAGUUACAAUUCACAGCCCACGCUGUCCUCCACCAAGCAAUAGAUGUCAGUCACUGCUCACUAAACUGAUCUCUCACCGGGGAUCUUCUUCCGUCUAUUGAUAAUUACUCAGUCAAGGGAAUUAUCUGUUUUAUUGUCAGUGAUGGGAAAGGGAGGGAGGACAGACAGUAUGAGGCUCAAUCUCAAAUACCAGUAGUGAUUUUGUGUAGGAGGAGUGUUAAUGAGUUAGUGUGGGGAGUGAUGAAUGACCACAUUUGUGCACUUCUAACUGCUUCCAAAGCUGGUGGCAUUGUUUCGGACAGUAAUGGCAACACAAAAACAGGCAGACAAAUAAAAGAACUGUUUAAAGAAAAUUCCCCCUUAAACAAAAAGUGAUCCUGUCUGACUUAUUUAGACAGAUUUCAUGCUGCGGAUAAACUGGAGGCAGCAGAAAUUACUCACAAAUUAGAGCCUUGGCAUUGUUGUUUGUUUUAAGCUUUGGGGGAGAUAUUUUUAAGGAUUUCAUUCCGAAUUCAGUUUAUUUGUCUAAAAAAUACAGCACACUGCUCACACUAUAAGUAAUUUUGUUUAAAUUUGUAUGAUGGAUAUCUAAUUUUGAAAUGAAAGCCUUGAAAUUCUGUCCAAAACCGUAAUAGCAGGAGACGUAUGCAUAAUUCAUACUAUGCCAUGUAAUGAUUUGUUCCAAGCUCACCCACAAGGAUGCCUAUUAAACCUGAGUCUGAAAAGAGCGAUGUCAAGACAGGAAGAAAUGUCACUUUUAGAUUUGUACUUUUAUGUUUAAUGGAGUGGCUCUGGGUCCUUGUUGCUUUGAGGUAUGCAUAGACUUGAGCAGUAAACAGCUUUGUGGUGGUAUAGUUGCAGCCUUUGUUCACCUUUCUUGGAAAGCUGCUUGUUUCACACUACUUUCUUUAAAUGUGUCACUUCCUUUCUGUUCAGUGAGGCUUAUUAAGGGCCUACUCUGUGGCAGUGCCCGGGCAGCUCAGCCCUGCUCUGAAAAGACAUUGCUUUUCUUAUUUGUCCCCUGGAACCCAGAAUUGGAGAGUUGCUUCCCUGCAUCCUGAUGACCAGAGCAUUGUGGUAACCACUUGAAAGAUGUUUUGCCUUACGUCCCUCAUGGACCAAUUACACCUCUCCCUCAACCUCAGACGUGCUGGUCAUCUAGAACCUAUUAUAAAGCCUCAACAAAAGGUAGCACAUUUGUCUUCCUUUCAAAAACAUGAAGAAACACUUCAAUACACCCAAGAACAAAAGGGAAGUGGGGGAACUUCAAGAAGGGAAUAUAGAAACCUCCUUAUGUGAGCCUGCCAAGAAGGUAUGACCUACAGGUCAAAGAUUAUUACUUAUAUGGGCCAGUAAUACUUAAAAUCUCUUGCUCAGGUUACUGGAUGGAAGGUCAUUCAUAAAGAAUGUGAAGUUGGUGACUCUGAACAACUUAGUUUUGUUGGUGAAGCAGACUGUACUUUUUAGUUUGACAAAUGUUUCUCGGCUGCUCUGGAGGCAGGAGUAAUUUAGUUUGUCGAGGUAAGGCGAGACUCGCGUUCUUGAUCUUACAAAUGAAAAGUCAUUGAAAAGUUGCAAUAAAAUGCAUCCUUGCUGAUUUCGGUACACUCAGGGGUUUGGCUUCUACUGCCUUACUUGGUCUGGUACGGCCAGUAGCUUAUGGUGGCUGAUGUUCUCUGAUGUUAUCCUUCAAUUUUCAGUGGCCUCUGUUCAACAAAAGUUACAGAGGCAUGCGUUAAACUGCAGUUAAAGUAUAGGUGUUAUUUUUUGAAGAAAUAGCAACCAAGUGUGGUAUCAAAAUAGAAAACUUGAACAUGAAAUAGGCUUAUUUUAAGGAAAAGGGCUAGUUUAAACUAACUAGUAGUAACUAGUUGCUUUUUGAUGCUUCACCAACAAAGCUGUGGGUGUUAGAAGUUUAACUCAACCAUUGAGAAUCACUUUGCCUUCAGAGCAGCUCUGCCUCAGAUAAAUGUUCAUAUCACUAAAACUACAUUAGGUUCAGAGAAUCAAGUUUGGUCCUAAAUGUGUGACUGGAAUAAAUUGCCUGCUUUGUCAAUAUUGUCAUACCAUUUAAUAUAUCUUUCUAUUAGCUGCUUUUUUUGUCAGUGAUUUAUUAUUGAACAAUCAAUCCGUAUCAGUGUUGCUCUUUCUUGGCUUUGUAAAUGCUUGUUACAGUUACCUAUAGACUAUGUGUUACAGGGUGGGAUGGUAAGUUGCUGCACACAGCUGAAACUUUUUCUAAUGCAUACAAGACAAACAUCUUUCAUGAUUCAAAUUAGCCGUUUUUUUCUGCAAACUGAAAGGUUCUUAAGUUAUACUGCUAAAUUAUUCAUGACUUCAGUCAAUACAAAUGUGUUUUAAUGCAGUAACAAAAUGUAUUAAACCGAUUUCCCAUUUCCUGAUGAAUUGGUGCUAAAAAAUACUUUAAAUUAGUAGCAUAUUGUAAGUAUUGGAAAGACACAUGUACUGUACUGUAUAAUAAAGACUGGAAC